AUGAACCUUAUACCCACAAGACUGGUAGCUUGGCUUCAAGCACGACCCCGUGCAAUUCGUGUUCUAGUGUUCAUCAUCGGGCUCGCUACGUUCUGGUAUUUGUCAACCCAAAAUCUCAUCCCAAAUAGGAAAAUACUGGCCCAGACUUUGUGUGUACUUCUGCUCGGCACACUCCUGGGAACCUUUGUCAAGUUUGGCGUAGAAACAGGAUCUCAAGUACACGCUCUCGAGACGGCCAUUGAUACGCUGAACAAGGAAUUGGCGCGGCUGGCUAGAGAACAUCAUCAGUCGAACAACGAACUCACAACCAAUCAAAAACUGGACAACCUCUCCCAAUCCCUUGCUGAGGCGACUGCAUCUCUUCCGCAGACCGUCAGGACCGCCGUCGUCGAGACGGUCGGUGAGAUGGACCAGAAACUGGACAAUCUCUAUCAGUCUCACACUGAGGCAACCGCGGCUCUUCCGCUGACCGUCCGAUCUGUUGUCGAUGGGGCUCUUGGCGACCUGGUUGGCGAUAUGGAUCGAAGGCUGGACAACCUCUCCCAAUCCUUUACUGAGGCGACCACAUCUCUUCCGCAGACCGUCAAGACUGUCGUCGUCGAGACGGUCGGCGAGAUGGAUCAAAAACUGGACAACCUUUCCCAAUCCCUUGCUGAGGCGACUGCAACUCUUCCGCAGACCGUCAAGACCGCCGUCGUCGAGACGGUCGGUGAGAUGGACCAGAAACUGGACAACCUCUAUCAGUCUCACACUGAGGCGACCGCGGCUCUUCCGCUGACCGUCCGAUCUGCUGUCGAUGAGGCUCUUGGCGACCUGGUUGGCGAUAUGGAUCGAAGGCUGGACAACCUCUCCCAAUCCUUUACUGAGGCGACCACAGCUCUUCCGCAGACCGUCAAGACUGUCGUCGUCGAGACGGUUGGCGAGAUGGAUCAAAAACUGGACAACCUUUCCCAAUCCCUUGCUGAGGCGACCACAGCUCUUCCGCAGACCGUCAAGACUGUCGUCGUCGAGACGGUCGGCGAGAUGGAUCGAAAACUAGACAACCUCUCUCAAUCCCUCACUGGGGCGGCCUCUCUUCCACAGACUGUCCAGUCCCUUGUAGACAAGGCCAUCGCUGACUCGGUCUCUGAUGUCUGGAGCAAGCUGGACGGCUUAUCUCAGUCUCUUGCUGAGGUAACUUCUCUUGCACGAACCCUCGCUGACGAGGUCGUCCCCGCCUCGAUUGCCAAUGUCAUGAGUGAGUUGAGCCGCACUCGACAACUACUCGCACACGUGGAGGAGUCACAGGAAUCCACCUCGACCCUUCACGUUACUUGGACGUCGCCUCCUGUGUGUGGCAACGAUGGCGUAGUCGCAGAGCAAUACAACGAAUACUUCGCUGUCGUUGAGCCGUCCUAUACUCAAACCUACGAUGGGAACGAAAGUGAGGAAGCUAUCCUACAGCAUUCUGAGACUGUCACCCUUGCUAGUGGACAACCCCACACCGCGGAGGCGUCGUCUGAAUCAUACAACAUGUCCGAUCAGCUCCCUGAGCUCCUCACAAGUCUGCGAGCUCUGGUUCAGACGUCUGUGCGCAGUCGACCUCACUACUAUCCGCUCGACGACAACUUAACGGACCCCGGUGCCUCUGGUGCCUCUGGGGCUCGCCGCGCUCACACCGAGCUCAUGCAGCAAGUCACCGAGGUCCAUUAUAAUCCAUUGAGUUCAACAUCAGACCCACUUCCCGAGGCAGACAUGGCUCAUCUCAUCCAAUCAAUCAUCCACCUGCGGGGACAGACUUGUCAUGGACAGCUGGGACCUGUCACAGACAGGAGAAGCUCGGGAAGCUUCCGCAGCAUCUGGUCAACAGACGCAGACAUCCCUCUCCAGACGCUUCUCCUCGGCACGCAAGAACUUGUCCAGCUCCAUUCGCUUGUCCCUCAGCACCCUUCCCCUCAGCCACUCUUCAACACAGAAGCUCAGGGCGCCGGAUGCUAUCCAUCGAAUGAAUUCUUGUGCGCUGUCAUGGACCGCAUCAACGAACUCUCCAUGCAUCUGCAGAAGCUAGUGCAGAUGGGAGGGCGAUUCAAUGAACUAGCACCUGUUCAGGCUGAACUGGUUGUUGCGCAACACUUGGCAGUCGUUGGCCAUGGCGUCAUGAUUGACUUUCUUCAGACCCUACCAGGAGAUGCAGGCAGUUUUGCCCUGCUUUGCGCGUACUUCACAGAGCGUACGGCGACGCUUGUGACGGCCAUGCACCAAGUCGAACAAGUCAAGGACGAGUCGCCUCAAGGCUCGUCGGCAUUCAUCGGUCUACGACAGCAAAUCAUAGAGCAUGUACAGCUAGUGCAUGCUCUGUACACGAGUGUGUUCUGUUCGAAGAGUCAUGCACACACCCGUACAGCCUGGAUAGACCUUGCUGUCAUCGCCGAUGACCUCCAAGGCGCGUGGGGAGGCCAUAUGGACCUUUCGCGCUCAACCGACUUUCUCUCGGACACUCUCCACGAACGUGAUCGGGCGGGCAAGGUCGCCAAACGGCUGUGGAGGAACUACGACGACAAUUCUACACCUGGUGCAUGGAUUGUUGCGAAGGUAGUCCAUCUUUUCUUGAAUUUGUUGUAUAGCACGCACGUCGGUGAGCUGCCCCAGUAG
Rhodofomes roseus is the source of this 2631-nucleotide messenger RNA. RefSeq lists its product as uncharacterized. Bases 1 to 2631 code for a protein of 876 amino acids. The record is from RefSeq and is a predicted model, not a curated record. NCBI's taxonomy places the organism in Eukaryota, Fungi, Basidiomycota, Agaricomycetes, Polyporales, Fomitopsidaceae. The transcript has 3 exons.